Molecule: messenger RNA, 1506 nt
Organism: Alligator mississippiensis (American alligator)
Lineage: Eukaryota; Metazoa; Chordata; Crocodylia; Alligatoridae
Gene: PSMG2
Product: proteasome assembly chaperone 2
Exons: 8
Coding region: 155-985 (276 amino acids)
Biological process (GO): proteasome assembly
Cellular component (GO): nucleus; cytosol
Source: RefSeq, a predicted model, not a curated record
GCUCAGCCCGCUCGGGGGCUCCGGCAGCCGCGCGGCCCCUGCAGGGAGCAGGGUGGGGACAGGCACCAUCCACGACGCCUAAGGCGCCGGGAAGUGGAAGGCCCCCGCAGUGGAGGCAGGCCCCGCCCGGCCCUGGGCCCCCGCGCCGCCUGUCAUGUUCGUGCCGUGCAGCACCGCGGCGCGCCGCGACUUCAAAGGCUUCACGCUGCUUAUGCCAUCUGUAUCAGUGGGAAAUGUUGGCCAACUAGCGAUAGACUUGGUUAUUUCUACACUUGACAUGCCUAAAGUGGGUUACUUCUACACUGAUUGCCUUGUGCCAAUGGUUGGGAAUAAUCCGUAUGCAACAGCAGAAGAAAACUCAACAGAAUUGAGUAUAAAUGCAGAAGUAUAUUCAUUACCUUCUAAGAAGCUUGUGGUUCUUCAGAUUAGAUCACCAUUUAUUAAGAAUAAAUACAGGUCCUUUUCUCAAACUGUUCUUUCUUGGGUGAAAAGCAGUAAAUGUGCCAGAGUUAUUCUUCUGUCUAGCAGUCAUGCAUACCAGCGUGAUGAUCAGCAGCUUCAUAGUACACCACUGCGGUAUCUGCUCUCACCUACAAUUCAGAAAACAGUUGGAGAUCAGAUGCAGGAGCUAAACUGGAAAGAGAUGGAAAAAGUAGCAGUUUACCCUGAAAUAAACAAUGCAGAGAAGGUUCUACAUAUCCCUGGAGGUGGCAUCACAAAGUUAUUGUUCACUGAGAGUUGUUCUAAAGGAAUCCCAAUGGCUGUUCUACUGAAAUUUUGCUCAGAAGGGGAUAAUAUCCCUGAUGCACUUGCUCUGGUUAACUAUCUUAAUGAAUGGCUCCAGCUAAUUAAAAAUGAACUAUACCAUGUCAUGAACACUGAGGAGUGUUUGAAGAAGGCCUGUGACACAAGUAGAUCAAACUCCAAGACACUAAAAUCAUGCAGCAAAGACAUCAGAUUUUUCUCCUGCCUGAAAAAUACAUAAUCAAAUAGAAAACUAUACGGACCAAUUCCAACUCUUGUAAUCUACAGCAAGUGGUCUGUAAUGGAUGUGCAGGUGUUUGUUAGUGAUUUGUUUGUAAAAGGUGCACGUAAGUUGUGAGAAGCUAUUCAUUUGAAUGUCAGAACAUUAUUAUUUUUCAAGAAACUAAUACUUGUAUGUAUGGCGGACGGGUGAGGAGUGGGAGGUCACAGUUAAGAUUUGAAUCAGAAGCUCAAGAUCAUUUCAGAACCUAGCAUGCUAGUUGGCAUUUCACAUUCUAAUAAAUGGAAACUUAUGUUAAAAGUAAGUGCUCUUAUGAUUGUCAAGCACCCUGGAAACAUCAACAAUGUAUCACGUGGCUUAGACUGUUGUAAUUUUCUAAAACCUUAAGAAAAAAAAAGUCUAGUCUGACUGGAGUGAGCAUUUGGUAAUUUGUUUUAAUGCAGCUAGGAUGUCACCCAGAAUUCUUUUAUGGAAUUCCUUAAAUUUCUUCCUCAAUCACAUUAAAAUGUAAAUUAAUUAUA